AUGGUCAUACGGAUAGUGAAUGAGAAUGAAGGUCUUCGUGGAUGUGAAUUUGUAAAAAAUCAACAAACAACUAAUAUUAGUUGUGAACCACGACCAACUCAAGCGGAUACAACCAAUAAAUUACAACAUUUACGUACUCAUCUUGUCAACAAUAAUCUAUUUGCUUAUGUAAUCUUUUCAGAAGAUGAACAUGGAAGUGAAUAUGUUCAAUUGUAUGAUGAACGACGAGCAUGGAUAAGUGGUUUUCUAGGUUCAGCUGGUACAGCUGUUGUCACACGUAAUAGUGCUGCUUUAUGGACUGAUGGUCGAUAUUGGACACAAGCAGAAGAUGAACUUGAUUGUAAAAAUUGGUAUCUUAUGCGUCAAGGUCAAGCAGGUGUUCCAUCAUUAACUACUUGGUUAACAAAUGAAGUAAAUAGUACACCACCAUAUAAUCGAGUUGGUGUUGCAACAGCAUUUGCUUCUUCGAAUUGGUGGUCAGGAGUAAAUAGUGCUUUAAAUGCAAAAAAUGCCACAUUAAUUGAAGUUGCUGAAUUAAUUGAUCUAAUUUGGACACCACCUGAGAGACCAUUACCUAUAACUAAUCCAGUUUUUGUACAUGAAUUAAAAUAUACAGGUAUUAGCUGGGAAGAAAAAGUGAAAACAAUUGCUGAACUUGUACAAACAAAACAAGCAAAUGGUUAUGUUGUUACAGCACUGGAAGAAGUUGCUUGGUUAUUUAGUGUACGUGGGUCAGAUAUUCCAUACAAUCCUUUCUUUAAAGCUUAUGCAAUAGUAUAUGCUAAUCAAACAACACAACUUUGGAUGAACGAGAAUCAAUUAACAACCGAAGCUGGUGCUCAAUUAAGCAAGGUCAAUAUUCGUCCAUAUACAUCUUUUUUUCCUGAUCUCCUUGUAUUAUCUGCUCGCAACGAUAUUUCAAAAAUUUGGUUUUCAGCAUCUGCAUCUCAAGCUAUUUACAGUCGAAUUCCAGGAGAAAAACGUUUAAUUGAUAGUUCACCGGUUGAACUAGUAAAAGCAACUAAAAAUUCAGCCGAACAACAAGGCAUACGUGAUUGUGGUAUACGUGAUGGUGUAGCACGUGUACGUCAUUUGGCUUGGCUUGAAGAUCAAAUAAAUAAUAACAUUAAUAUUAAUGAAACUAGAUCAGCUGAAGAACUAGAACAUUUUCAAAAAGACGAAGCUUUAUUUCAAACACUUAGUUUUGAUUCGAUUUCAGCAUUUGGUCCUAAUGCUGCAGUUAUUCAUUAUAGUCCAAAAGCAAAAACAGCUGCACAAAUUACUAAAGAUGGUCUCUAUCUACUUGAUGCUGGUGCACAAUAUCUUGAUUGUACAACUGAUGUAACACGUACACAUGUUUUCGGUACACCAACAGAAGAACAAAAAAAAGCUUAUACACUUGUUUUUCAAGGUUCAACUGAUUUAGCCGAUGCGAUAUUUCCAUUUGGUACCUAUGGUCGAAGUCUUGAUAUAUUAGCAAGACAAUCUCUUUAUAAGAAUUUCAUGGAUUAUAAUCAUGGUACAGGUCAUGGCAUAGGUCAUUAUCUUUCCGUCCAUGAAGGACCAUCUUCUAUUAGUAUGGGUUAUAGUUCAAGUGAUAUCCCAUUAACAGAUGGUAUGGUAUUUUCUGAUGAACCUGGUUUUUAUCUCCCACAAAACUUUGGUAUUCGACUUGAAACAGAUAUUAUGGUGAAAAAUUAUACAUUACCAAAUAAUUAUGGUGGUUCAUCAACACAAUUUCUUCAUUUUGAAAUUUUAACAUUUGUUCCUUUUGAACGAAAUUUAAUUAUCUGUGAAAUGUUAACAAAAGCUCAAAAGGAUUGGGUCAAUUGGUAUCAUAUAGAAGUACGAAAUAAACUUGAAAAAACAAAUCGAUUAAAUCAACGUGAAUUAUCAUAUCUUAGAGAUAAAACACAAGAAAUAAUAUGUUAA
Molecule: messenger RNA, 1932 nt
Organism: Adineta steineri
Lineage: Eukaryota; Metazoa; Rotifera; Eurotatoria; Adinetida; Adinetidae
Source: the annotation of a GenBank genome assembly